This is a messenger RNA of Didymosphaeria variabile, 4080 nucleotides long. It is a transcript of the gene SPF1, whose product is annotated as putative cation-transporting ATPase 1. The transcript has 2 exons. Gene Ontology annotation, cellular component: endoplasmic reticulum membrane. The record is from RefSeq and is a predicted model, not a curated record. Gene Ontology annotation, biological process: intracellular calcium ion homeostasis. Gene Ontology annotation, molecular function: P-type ion transporter activity; nucleotide binding. Bases 1 to 4080 code for a protein of 1359 amino acids. NCBI's taxonomy places the organism in Eukaryota, Fungi, Ascomycota, Dothideomycetes, Pleosporales, Didymosphaeriaceae.
AUGAUAACACAGUGUCUUCUCGAUACCAGGUCAUCUUCUUACUUCCACGGAGUUCUCCCGCCUCGAGUACCUAUCCCCUGGUCCGUGCGCCGCAGCGAAGUGGCCAAUCGGUGGAACCCUGGCAGCGGCGAGUGGCAUUUUAACAUUGCGCAACAGGCUGCGUUCGACGACAUUGAGCAGUUGACGAUUGCCUCACCCACGAUGCCGCUCGUCGACAACCCGCAGAUCAAGCAGGCGAGCUUGCAUAGCCCGCUGCCUCUGCAGCUACACGCCUACAUCUGGCCUUUCCUCAUCAUCUGGCCCGCCUUCCUCUCCUUCUACCUCUCGCCCACUCGCUACGAGAAGCACAUCCAGUCCUCCGAGUGGACAUUCGUUUGGGUCGGCGCGAUCACAACCAUCCAGUCGCUAAUAUGGCUUACCACUCAUUGGAACGUUAAUCUCAAGAGCGCCUUUACGACGACUGGGGCCCGCGACGUGCGCACCGCCCAGCUCAUCAAAGUCGUCCCUAUCGCAAACGCCGGGACCGCCGAAAUCUGCAAGCUCAACCGCGAGAAUGUGGCCGGGAAGCCAACCGUGUCUUUCCUGUUCCAGAAGCGCAGGUUCCUCUACGAUGCGGAGAAGGGCUCAUUUGCCCCGCUCUCCUACCCCCUCGACGCCGAACCGAAGCCGCAGAUCAAGACGUUCCAGGACACAAAGGGCUUGACAACGGCGGAGGAAAUUGAGAAACUGCAGCACUACUAUGGCGGUAACAGCUUCGACAUCCCCGUACCGACGUUCACGGAACUCUUCAAGGAGCACGCUGUUGCACCGUUCUUCGUAUUCCAGGUCUUCUGCGUGGGAUUGUGGAUGCUGGAUGACUACUGGUACUACUCGCUAUUCACUCUGUUCAUGCUGGUGGCCUUCGAGUGUACCGUGGUGUGGCAAAGGCAGAGGACGUUGAACGAGUUUCGCGGUAUGAGCAUCAAGCCGUAUGAUUUGCUGGUAUACAGGCAGAAGAAGUGGCAAGAGAUUCAGAGCGACAAAUUGUUGCCUGGCGAUGUGGUCAGCGUUGGCAGGACUAAGGAAGACUCCGGCGUCGCUUGCGACAUGAUCCUCCUCGAAGGAUCUGCUAUUGUUAACGAGGCGAUGCUUUCCGGAGAGAGCACCCCAGUACUCAAGGAAUCGAUUCAGCUGCGACCCGGCGAUGCGACCAUCGAACAAGAGGGCCUUGACAAGAACGCGUUCCUGUAUGGUGGAACUAAGGUCCUACAGGUUUCACACGGCAACAAUGCGGAAGAAGACGGCAGCGCGGUUUCGAGACUCUCAUCUGGGCUCCCGCCACCACCGGACAAGGGCGCUGUUGCAGUUGUGGUCAAGACUGGAUUCGAAACUAGCCAGGGCAGCUUGGUCAGGACCAUGAUCUAUUCGACCGAGCGCGUUUCCGCGAACAACGUCGAAGCGCUUCUCUUUAUUCUUUUCCUCUGCAUUUUCGCUAUCGCCGCUUCGUGGUAUGUCUGGAAGGAGGGUGUCAAACAGGACCGCAAGCGAUCCAAGCUCAUGCUUGACUGCGUGUUGAUCAUCACGAGUGUCGUACCUCCAGAACUGCCCAUGGAACUCUCGUUGGCGGUCAACACCAGUCUGGCUGCGCUCAGCAAGUACGCCAUCUUCUGUACCGAACCCUUCCGUAUUCCGUAUGCCGGACGAGUUGACGUUGCCUGCUUCGACAAGACUGGAACUCUGACUGGCGAGGAUCUCGUGGUAGAUGGUAUUGCCGGUCUUACUCUCGGAACCGACGGAGGCAAGCUUGGUCCUGAUGGUGCUCACAUUAACGUCAGUGCCGUCUCUGAAGUCGGCACGGAAAGCACCCUGGUCCUCGCUACCGCACAUGCCUUGGUGAAGCUAGACGAAGGAGAAAUCGUCGGCGAGCCGAUGGAAAAGGCUACUUUGGCAUCUCUGGGCUGGAACCUGGGCGGAAAAGACACCCUGACACCCAAGACCGUCUCCGCAAAAUCGCACGCCGAACUUGUACAAAUCCGCCGACGCUUCCAGUUCUCCUCCGCACUCAAGCGCCAAAGUUCCGUCGCCACCGUUCUCGUCAACGACAGGAAGACUAAGCGCAAAAUCAAGAGUACCUUUGUUGGGGUCAAAGGAGCGCCUGAAACGAUCCGUAAGAUGUUGGUUGAUGUUCCGCCGCAAUACGAGGAGACGUUCAAGCACUUCACCAGGAACGGUGGCCGUGUGCUUGCGCUUGCUUAUAAAUUCCUGGCCCAUGACGCCGAGUGGGGCAUGAACCGCAUAAAUGAUCUAAAGCGUGAACAGGUCGAGUGCGAUUUGCACUUUGCCGGUUUCUUAGUUCUUCAGUGCCCGCUCAAGGAUGACGCUGUUCAGGCCGUUCGCAUGCUGAACGAGUCUAGCCACCGUGUGGUUAUGAUUACGGGCGACAAUCCGUUGACUGCUGUACAUGUUGCCCGUCAAGUUGAAAUUGUGGAUCGCGACUGCCUGAUUAUGGACGCUCCUGAGAACGAUGAUUCUGGCGAGAAGCUUGUCUGGCGUAGUGUUGAUGACAAGGUCAACAUCCCUGUGGAUCCGACAAAGCCUCUUGACCCCGAGAUUCUGAAGAGCAAGGACAUUUGCGUGACUGGAUACGCCCUCAGCAAGUUCUCGGGUCAACAGGCCUGGCUACAGCUUCUUCGGUACACCUGGGUCUACGCUCGUGUUUCACCGAAACAGAAGGAAGAGAUUCUCCUUGGCUUGAAGGACUGUGGUUACACCACGCUCAUGUGUGGUGACGGAACGAACGAUGUCGGUGCUCUCAAGCAGGCUCACAUUGGCGUUGCCCUACUUAACGGUACGCGCCAAGACUUGGAGAAGAUUGGCGAACAUUUCCGGAACACCAAGAUGAAGGAGGUCUACCAGAAGCAGGUCGAAUUGAUGAAGCGGUUCAACCAGCCUGCCCCGCCUGUCCCUGUCAUGAUCGCUCAUCUAUACCCACCCGGCCCUGGUAACCCGCAUUACGAGAAAGCCAUGGAAGCACAGGCAAAGAGAAAGGGGCUCAUGCUUCCAGUUCCAACGGAUGCUACAAACGGCGCCGCGACCAACGGAGCCAUUGAGAAACAGACACCCUCCGCACAGCAAGGCGCCGCUGGCCUCAUGAGCCAGUUUUCAGACAAGAUGAUGGAAUCAGAGCUCUCCGAUCUAGACAGCGAACCACCCACCAUCAAGCUCGGCGAUGCUUCGGUAGCUGCGCCUUUCACGUCCAAACUCGCUAACGUCGUCGCUAUCCCUAACAUCAUCCGCCAAGGACGAUGCACGCUUGUGGCCACUAUCCAGAUGUACAAGAUCCUUGCCCUCAACUGUUUGAUCUCGGCGUACAGUUUAUCUGUCCUCUACCUCGACGGAAUCAAGUUCGGUGAUGGUCAGGUUACAAUUUCCGGAAUGAUGAUGAGCGUGUGCUUCCUGUCUAUCUCUCGAGCCAAGCCCGUCGAAGCUCUGAGCAAAGAACGACCCCAACACAACAUCUUUAAUAUCUACAUCGUUGGCUCCGUCCUCGGACAGUUCGCCAUUCAUAUCGCCACCCUCAUCUACGUUUCUCAAUACGUCCAGCGCACCGAGCCCAAGACCCCGAACCCGGAUCUUGAGAAGGAGUUCGAGCCUUCUCUACUCAACUCUGCAAUUUACCUGCUGCAGCUCAUUCAGCAGAUUUCUACAUUUGCCAUCAACUACCAGGGUCGUCCCUUCCGCGAGUCCAUCCGCGAGAACCGCGGCAUGUACUGGGGUCUCGUCGGCGUCGCCUGCGUCGCAUUCUCCUGCGCUACGGAAUUCGUCCCCGAGAUCAAUGAGAAAUUGCGCCUCGUUCCUUUCACAUACGAUUUUAAGGUCAUGAUUACGAGUGUUAUGGUCAUCGACUACGCCGGCUGCUGGAUCAUUGAAAAGGGGUUGAAGGUGCUGUUUAGCGACUACAAGCCCAAAGAUAUCGCGAUUAGGCGACCGGAUCAGCUUAAGAGGGAGGAAGAGCGUAAGGGGUUGGAGGCGUCGGAGGCGCAGGCGAAGAAGAAUGCGGAGUUGGAGGAGGCGGCUAGGAAGGCGGGGUUGGUGAGAUAA